Mesocestoides corti is the source of this 5526-nucleotide messenger RNA. NCBI's taxonomy places the organism in Eukaryota, Metazoa, Platyhelminthes, Cestoda, Cyclophyllidea, Mesocestoididae. The record is from the annotation of a GenBank genome assembly.
AUGCUUGGUCGUCCUAGGUCGCCCAUUCCGUCACAAGACGCUAUGAACGAAAGAGCAGAAACCUGCUUUAUGGCUCGUUAUGAGUCGGCCUCUAGCGGUUUAGACCAAAAUUCUAAAAAACCAAAAAUACUCGGGACUGUUGCCAAGUCUCAUUCAGACCAUCCAGCAACAGUUGCCACCACAUCGUCGUGGCGGCGUUCCCAUAAUCCAACUCUUCAGAGACUUAUUGCCGAUCGUCUUCGCGAGGAAGACUCUGAUGAAUUAGAAAAUACCGUGUGCGAAUCCAAUCCCUCAGUUUCUGAGUCGUUAAACAAUCUACGCCAAAGUGCAGUUAAGCGCGACUACCCUGUGAGCUUUCGUGGAGAUGUCCAUGCAAAGUCCCCUACAAACGGGAAAAUCCUCAUAUCCUCUUAUGAGGACCGUGCGGAUCUGCAGGACUUGGUAAGACAACAGAAGAGGGCUCGUGCCGAGGCCCGCAGACUCGCAGAACAAAACGAACGCGAGCGACGUUUGCGAAUAGCCGAAAACUUGGCUGCAACUGCUGAGGCCGCCAAGCUGGCUGCUAAACGCUCGCAGUCGCUGAAAAAGCACCAAUCACUUUCAUCUCAGAAUAAACGCGAUUCCAUCAAGCCCUCAGACGCUGCUCCCGUUGACGCCAUGCCGAUGGAGUGUGUGGUGCGUGCAACUCAACUCCUAGCAGAGGAUGACGAGCUGAACCACCGGGAACGUCAGGGUGAGGUGGAACGCCGUCCCCUGAAAACCGCAAAUAAACCGCCGAAAAGCCACGCACCGGCGCCUCCAGCUCGACCAACAUUAAGGGGUUCGUGUGUAGUUCAGCAAACACGCCCUCUCACCCUGUCCGCGUCUGCCACCCAAUCCGUGUACAACCAAAUACGCACAGACGCGUGCUUCCGCCAGCCAUACCCUACUACGCUAUCCAACGCCUUCGACAGGAGCAGCUUCUCCACCAGGCCGAGAGCUGCCAUCGUGUCUAACAGCCUUCCAUCGAAGAGCCAGACCACCAAACCGAACCGACGCGUCGUCGGCGGUAGUCCUCAACGAAUCUCACAGCUGAACAAUCGUGGGGGUCCACGACCUACUCUCUCCCAGGGACCCGCAGCCCGAGACGCGGAUGCUCGUCACGCCGCGACCAUCACGACUGUGGAGCAGCGCGUUUUCAAAGCGGUGAACACAACGCCGUCGCUUCUAGACCGUGAGGACUUCCGGAGCGAGCAGGCGCGCCUGCAGGCUCGUCUGUGCGCUAGCCGUGCGCGGAGACUCGUUCAUCUCGGAGAAGACGUUGGCGUCGGUGUUGGCCACACUGAGGACGCUGCCUCCACCAGCAGUUCAGACGACGUCUCAGUGGUCAAUUCCUACGUCGACGAUGUGGAACCACUUCCAGUUGUCAACGGGGAACACCUCACGAACCCACCUUGGUGUCGCGCCUCCACGACAACCGACGAACAGAUCUCCGUUCUACCACGCACGAAGCGUCUUCUUGCGAAUGCACAGCCACUAGACCAGCUGUCGUCGCCAAGUGAACCCUACAAAUGCGUCGAAAGUGAGUUGAAGCGCGGACGCCCAAUCAAGCCGGAGGGCCUGCUGUUUUCUCAACACGACCCGCUCAGAUUUAUGUCGGUGUGCAAGCAGAAGCAGUUCCAGCUAGCUCGACCAUGCGGUGAUGCGUUGGACAAGCCUAAUACGCAGCCGUUGGUACCUUCAAGAACGGAACGUCGUCAUUAUCUACAGACCAGCGUCGACACCGUGAGUCUUGACGGUGAAAAGACGUGUGACAUUGACGACAAGGAUGACAUUCUUACGUCAGACAUGAUUCCGCUGGCCUCGUCGUCGGCGAUAUCGGGCACACUGGACGAAGAGGAGGAUAAGACCAGUGACGCCGCAUCAUCGCUUCCCAGUGCUGGUGAGUGUACCACCUCGACGCAAUUGGAGAGUGAGUUGCCUUUGACAUACCGCCAGCGCGAUAUCCGUGAGUCAAAGCUACAGAAUCUUAUUCAAGGCCAAACCAACCAUCAGCCACAAGCUUCUCGUCUAGCCCCGACAGCACUUGGACUUAGUCUCGCCGCAGAGUUCCAUCGAUACGAUGCGCUAGCUGCCUCCGAGCAGCACAUCAACGGGAUGGAGAUGACGCGGCAAAUCUCACAGGCCCAGACCGAGGGCCUCAGUAUUUACCAACUGGCUCAGGCUGGCUACUUCCACAACCCCAACAACGGCCAUGCUCCUCUUCUUCCAUCACGUGUCGAACAAAUAAAAAAGGAAUUCACGCAUACCGCCGUCUCGCCUAUUGUCUUUACAGAAGUGGUGACGCGAAGUCACUCCACAACCAUUGUGCCACCUUUUAAGUCAUCAAACGACAACCACUUGCCUCUCGCCUCCACAGAACCGCCAGUGUCUUCGACGUGCUCCUCGCCUACAACCGUCCCAGACGACGUCCUCUCCGUCGCCACCACCACGAGCUUGAGUCACCACAUCUCCAUCAACUCUUUGGAUCAUUCGCCGCGUCCUCCGCCACUCCAGCUGACACCUUACGGCGACGCAGCCACCGCCACCACCCACCUGAGACCGCCAAACACCAAAGCACUGGGGCACGAAAUGAGCAUCACGCCGUACACACCGUCGAAUCUGGAGCGAUCUACUGCACUGGGUGACAUUAUGGAGCUCAAGUCGGAUAGGUUCAAUUGCAUCUUAAAGAAACGCGCCUGCGAGCUGAACGCGCGUCGACAGGAGGCUCAGCUGCUGCUCAAGUACGCCGCCAAACUUGACCGUGAGGAGCGCAAAGUCGAGGCCCUCGAAUCGAAGGCAAUCGAGGCACUUACACGUCCACAUCCACAUCGUCGACCCUUGGAAGUCUUCAGCAAGGCCAUCAAAAGCGGUGCUAACCUCCUCCCGACUCCUGCAUCGCCGACAGUGUCGUCUGUUUCUGGCGAAAAAAGCGAUCAAAGACUAGACGAAACUCUUCGUCCGAAAAUCUCCACCGUGGAGUCAUCACCGGAGAAGUCGGACCGUCAGACGUCCCCCAUCACUGCCGACGCCGCUGCGCAGGCAACCUUUCACGAGACUGUGGCAACACGCGAAGUGGCCUCAUCCACGUCCCGAUCCCCAAGCGUGUUGGAGGACUUCGAUGGGGCAGCGUGCGCGUCAACUUCCACGCCUGUUGCAUCCUCGUCACUGCCGAAGUCUGGAAGUGAGGCGCGUGCCAUCCCGUUGUCUCUGAGCACUUCUGCACCAGCCGCAGAUCUACCCUCCCCAGACCACUCGCCGUCUGCGUCGGCGGAUCCUUCCAUCACUGCCAACAGCCAGCUGUCUCCGCAGUCUGUGGCGUCACCCGAGGACGUCUCGACAGCCUCCUCCAUCUCGUCGGCAUCUCGCAUUCGACAGGGAUCCAGACAGCGUGUGUGCGCCCUCUCUCCGCCCUCGGUUUCGGAUGGAACAGGCGGCGUCGGCGACGACGACACAACUGCCUCACUAGUCACCUGCUUGACCGCGAAAUUGCGCGAGCAGCAGGCCUUGCUGGCCCUCAUCGAAGAGCAAUGCCAGCACGCCCACAAGGACCGUCUGGUGCGCUUGGAGCAAACUCUGCUCCAGCACAAGAAGCUCUGCAAUGAAGUAAUCGAACGCCUUAGUGGUCAAAUAAGGGCUUGUCAAUCGUCGUCUGUCCAAAGUACCAGAUCGCUCAAUACCUCUGCGACAGGGCAGGCUUCUAGAGCUGAAUCUGUCGAGUCUGUUGUCAGGGAGGAGAGUCAAUCCUCGGACUCGCUCGGGCCUGUCUCUGCGGCUGCGUCCAUCACAACGUCCAGCAUUCUCCAUACUUCGUUCAGGAAUUUGAAUAAACUGUCUGCGCCCGUUAUUAAGUCUGCGAUGGGCAGUGUCCGUCAACUACGUCGUGGCUCCUCUACAGAUUCCGGAAGUCGAACGUCGUCCAAAGUUGAUUCCAUCAAAUCUGCAAUCCAUAACAAAUCGGGAAAACACGAAGAUUCAGCUUCGCUGAGCAAGCGUGUUGAUUCUGUGAAAUCGACCGAGUCUAGUCUCAAACAGAACCUAAGAAAACAGCCAACGUCUCCUGGAAAGUCUGGCUUUUGCAGUGCUUCCGGAGGUAGAGCUUCCACCAGAACCGACUCCGUUGAAGUUGUCGUUGAGGUGGAAGAUCCUCAGAUUUCUGAAAAGAGCAAGUCCUCAGAUUCAGCGAGCGAUCGGCUGGAUUCCGUGGGGCUGACUUCGGCUGCAUCUGCUGCCACGUCUAGUCUUCGACGGGCAUCGUCGAAGGAUUUGAGCAAACAUUCUGCGUCUUCAGGUCCAACUGCCACGUACAGUUCCGACGCGUUCACAGACUCCAGUAGUCAACCGCCAACAAGAACGCAGUCCAUCAAAGCAACUCCUGAAGUGCAGCAAACGGGUUCAGUGGACGGAAAUCUUGAUUCCUCGUCACCCAGUAGGUCCGUCUUGUCCAGUGUCUCUGGAAGUCGUGCUUCUUUCGACGCCAAUUCAAUCAAAUCUGCCAUUGCGGCACACAGUACUUCCACGCCUGUUAAAGAUCAGUGUUCCGAUUCGUUGAGCGGGCGUCUUGAUUCCGUGAAGUCGGUAUCGGCCGUGUCUAGUUUUGCACAUUCGUCACCGCUUAAAUCGGCGAAAGGAAGGUCAGGUGAAGUCGAGUCUGGAAGUCUUGCGUCUACAGGCCAAAAAUCCUUUGAUCGUGCCCUGACUAACGAAGCGCUAUCUGUGUCAGAGAGGAGUAGGGUGUCUGAAAUGGAUGGAUCGUCAGUUGCGAAACCUAGUCAGAAGAAGACGUCACCCGCUGAGUCUGCAAAACACAGCAGAUGCCAAGUCGCAUCGAGUAGCUCUGAAUCCCCAAGUGAUUCCAGAAGUCGUGUUUCUUCGAAAGCUGAUGGUGCCAGAUAUGCCGUCGAAGAAGAGAAUGCUCGCCCGCCUAUUGGAGAAGGACUGUCUGUGUCUGCUGCUUCUUCCAGCUGUCACAAGUCAUUGCGUAGUGAUUUAGACAAACAGCCGACUCCUGUGAUUGAAGCUGCCAAAAAGAGUUCACACCAAGCGGCUUCGUCUGGCGAUUCCGGAAGUCGUGCGUCUUCCAUAGUUGAUUCCAUAAAGUCCUCAAUUGAAGACGAGGCGUUGGCCUUAUCGGAAGGAAGUCGGGAAUCAGUGAGCGGGCGUAUUGAUUCCGUGAAGUCGGCAUCGGCCGGGUCCAGUCUUGCACAGCCGUCAUCGCCUAAAUCGGCGAAAGGAGGGUCAGGUGAAGUCGAGUCUACAGGCCGAAAAUCCCUUGAACGUGCCUUCGGUAAAGAAGCCCCAUCUGUGUCGGAGAGAAGUAAUGUGUCUGACUUGGAAGGAUCGUCAGUUGCGAAACCUAGUCCCAAGAAGACGUCACCCGUCGAGUCUGCAAAACACAGCAGACGCCAAGUCGCAUCGCGCAGCUCCGCAUCCCCAAGUGAUUCCAGAAGUCGUGUUUCUUCGAAAGCUGAUGGUGCCAGAUAUGCCGUCGAAGAAGAGAAUGCUCGC